Messenger RNA from Tarenaya hassleriana, 1254 nucleotides. RefSeq lists its product as uncharacterized. Bases 200 to 1021 code for a protein of 273 amino acids. The record is from RefSeq and is a predicted model, not a curated record. Gene Ontology annotation, biological process: developmental process involved in reproduction. Lineage: Eukaryota; Viridiplantae; Streptophyta; Magnoliopsida; Brassicales; Cleomaceae. The transcript is spliced from 7 exons.
AAAGAAAUUUGAAUUUCAUUUUGGUGCUUUUCUCCUGAAUCCAACCCGGGAGUGAUUUCAGACUGUGAAUCCAAGCGUUGUGUUACUUAGAUCGAACCUCAGGAUCUCGGAAUCAUCUGUUUGUGAUUUCAUCUCUCAGAAAUUUUUGAUUUUUCGCUUCGUCUUUUGGUGAAUUGAUCUUUCGAUCGAUGUUUUUUUGAUGCUUCAGUUGCAUAUGGAGGCUCUCUACGCCAAACUCUACGACAAAUACAGAGAACUCAAGAAGAAGAAAUUGUUCGAAAUCGACGAAGUUAAUCGGGAACAAGAAGAGAAGUUCAUAAGCUUUGUGUCCGCUGCGGAGAAGUUAAUACAGCAUCUGAGUAGUGAGAAAGAAAAUUUGCAGGGGAUAGUGGAGAAUUUAACUAGUGAAUUGACUUCCAUUAGAUCCGCUAAGGACAAGGAUUUUGCCGAGUACCAAAAGCUUCUUAUGGAAGAAGAACAGAAGAACAAAAAGCUUUCUGAAGAGCUCGAGAAACUAAAAGAGAUGCUUCAGGAGGAACGAGGUUGUAAACCACAGACAAGAACCCCUGAAAGUGCUCGAGUUGUGACGAGAAGCAUGAGAAAACGAAGCAGACCCUCGGAAGAUAUUGCAGAAGUAUGCAUGACUUCACCUCGUGUUGGCAGCCAUGACCAAGUAGUGCCGGCAUGCUGCAAAAACACUCGUGCCAUAUCAAGCGAAUCUGUCAUUUGUACAUUUCAAACCCUCAGCGAAUACCUACUGGGGAUGGAGCUAUCUACUAUUAAUCAAUUCAAUGGAGUCUGCAUUAUCGCCUCGCAUCCAUCAAGCGGUUACUCGUUCAGCCUAACCCGUGUAAACAACUCGAGAGGCGGAGGAGAACCCGAGCUUCUGUACAAUCUCGUAUCACUCGGAACAUUCGAAAGAGUGGCACCGGACUGGAUGAGGGAUGCUCUCAUGUUCAGCCCAAGCAUGUGCCCCGUCUUUUUCGAAAGAGUUUCCCGAGUGAUUAAGCUUCGGAGCUGAUGAUUCUAGGGGUCACCGUUUCAGGCUUCGCUUCGGGUCCGGUUAUUGCGAUUGUAACCAUUCCUAGGAUUCGGUUCGGAUUCUCAUUUUGCAAAAAAAAAAAAAAAAAAAAAAAAACUAGUUUUCACUUCCAUAAAAAAAAAUUAGUUUUCAGUUAUUUUUUGUUCUCUUGGACUUUCGGAUUUCCUUUCUCCUUGCUCUGGCCGCCUCAGCCGCCAAUUUACUAGCAUCAA